Gossypium raimondii (Peruvian cotton) is the source of this 560-nucleotide messenger RNA. Its product is annotated as flavonoid 3'-monooxygenase CYP75B137-like. The transcript has a single exon. Gene Ontology annotation, molecular function: monooxygenase activity; heme binding; iron ion binding. The record is from RefSeq and is a predicted model, not a curated record. Lineage: Eukaryota; Viridiplantae; Streptophyta; Magnoliopsida; Malvales; Malvaceae. Bases 44 to 526 code for a protein of 160 amino acids.
AUAGAAUAUUGUAAGUGGUGCUACGGACACAACAUUUACAACAAUGGAGUGGGUGAUGACGGAAUUACUACGAUACCCAGAUCAAUUGCGAAGAGCCGUCGACGAGUUGGAUGCAAUAAUUGGUGGCCCAAACAUCGUUGAAGAGUUUCGUCUUCCUCGCCUACUCUAUUUAGAAGCUGUGGUGAAAGAGACAUUACGAAUUCACCCACCUGCUCCUUUGCUAAUGCCACACAUAUCGAGUGAGACCAUCGUCGUAGCCGGUUACACUAUCCCCAAAAAUUCCAAUAUUUUCUUCAACGCGUGGGCAAUACAAAGGGACACUGAGUUCUGGGAAGACCCUCUUCAAUUCGAGCUAGAAAGGUUCUUGAAUGUCAUUGAGAAAAGGAAUUAUAAGGAAAAUAGUUUCGAUUUUUUUCCCGUUUGGAUCGGGGAGGAGGAUUUGUGUUGGGGUUUCAAUGGCAGAGAGAAUUAUGAUGUUGGUGUUGGCGACAUUGUUGCAUUGUUUCGAAUGGGAAUUGCUGAAUAGGCGAAAACCUGAUGUGAAAGAGCAACUACGAUUG